Solanum dulcamara is the source of this 1401-nucleotide messenger RNA. Its product is annotated as calcineurin B-like protein 10. The transcript has 9 exons. Bases 173 to 955 code for a protein of 260 amino acids. The record is from RefSeq and is a predicted model, not a curated record. Gene Ontology annotation, molecular function: calcium ion binding; kinase binding. Gene Ontology annotation, biological process: calcium-mediated signaling. NCBI's taxonomy places the organism in Eukaryota, Viridiplantae, Streptophyta, Magnoliopsida, Solanales, Solanaceae.
GGAAAAUAAAGCACAAUUUUUUUGUUUUCUCAAAUUUUACAGAUAGAAAAUGAAUUCAAUCAUAUCACGACAAUCUCCCAACAUUUACCACACAAUUAUUAAAUGACCUGGGAUCUCUCUCUCUCUCUCUGAUACAACGAGUAAGGAAAGGAGAAUGUGAUAUUACAAAUUAAUGGAUUCGACCCACAGUUCUCUGAAUUGGAGUUCUUUGACAAUCUCAGAGACAAUCUGUGCUUCAUUUUUCCCCAUUAUUGCACUCAUGGAAGCUUUUAUCUGUGCUGUUUCUGGUUGCUUGGGAUGUUGCCACCCUCCUAACAAGAAGUUGGAUUACGACUACAAGGACCUUGCUCGACUUUCCGAUGAAUCUCGAUUUAAUAUAAAUGAGGUGGAAGCAUUAUACGAGUUGUUUAAGAAGUUGAGUUGUUCAAUUAUCGAUGAUGGUUUAAUACAUAAGGAAGAGCUUCAGCUAGCCUUAUUUCAAACUCCAUAUGGUGAGAAUCUCUUUUUGGACCGGGUUUUUGAUCUUUUUGAUGAAAAGCAAAAUGGAGUCAUUGAGUUUGAGGAAUUUAUCCAUGCACUUAAUAUCUUCCAUCCUUAUGCUCCAAUAGAAGACAAAAUAGACUGUAAGGAGUUUUCCUUUAGGUUGUAUGAUUUACGACAAACUGGGUUCAUUGAGCGAGAAGAAGUUAAGCAAAUGGUAAUUGCAAUUCUGUUGGAAUCUGAAAUGAGGCUAUCUGAUGAACUGGUCGAGGAAAUUAUUGAUAAGACAUUUGCUGAUGCUGAUGCUGAUGGGGAUGGUAAGAUUGAUAAGAAGGAGUGGAAGGAGUUCGUUCUUAGAUACCCGUCAUUGCUGAAGAACAUGACUCUGCCCUAUUUGAAGGACAUCACUACUGCAUUCCCAAGUUUUGUCUUCCACACACAGGUUGAAGACUUGGAGAAAACCCAUAGCUUGUGACAAGUUGUGUCCUAGACCAUAGCAUGGAGAUGAUUGGCGCUGGGAAUUUCGUUAAUCUGGCUAAACGGUUUGUGCCAUCACUAGAAAUGUCCCCCAUUAUAACAGGGGACAUGUUGGUCAUCAAGUUUAGCAGCCAGCAGCUUUUCUUCUACGCAAAAUGGCUUAAGCUGUCAUUGGCAUCUCAUUCAUUUUCACAAUCAAUCUUCAAAGUCUAUUGUAUUAGAUGGUGAUUUAAGAAGAUCGAUUGGUGAAUCAUCAAGUGUAUUUCUGUCCAUACCUAGGCAUCUAGUUACAAUUUGCCGUGUACUUAAAAAAAUUGACAUGUACAUACAUUUUGGCCAUGAAUUUGUGUAUCUAGUUGGUAUCAGUUUUCAAUCCAGUAGUUGAUGUCUUGUUUAGAUUGCUGAGUUGAAGUUUUAAUCCAAGGUUCAUCUGUUAAGGCCCAA